This is a messenger RNA of Rotaria sp. Silwood2, 1638 nucleotides long. The record is from the annotation of a GenBank genome assembly. Lineage: Eukaryota; Metazoa; Rotifera; Eurotatoria; Philodinida; Philodinidae.
AUGAAAUGCAGCGGAUGUUCUCAAGAUUUUUGCUUUGAUCAUAUAGCUGAACAUCGUAAUGAAUUGAGUGAACAAUUAGGUCAAUGUGAAGAUCAAUUUAAUGAAGUAAAAAUUAAAAUUGAAGAGCAAAAGACUGAACCACAGAAAAAUGAACUAAUGAAAAAACUCGAUAAAUGGGAAAUCGAAUCAAUUGAAAAGAUUCGACAAAUGGCAAAUGAAAUUCGUCAUGAACUUUCAUCAUGUAUUGUCGAAUUUAUUACUGAUCUCAGUUUGAAAUUUCAACAAUUAACAGAACAAAUUAUUCAAUGUCGUAAAGCAAAUGAUUUUUCUGAUGUUGAAAUUAAGUUUUUUAAUGAAGAACUUAAACGAUUAAAAGAUAUUCUCGACAAUCCAUCAGAUUUCACAAUUGAACAAGAUUCAACAACAUUCAUCAAUAAAAUUCGUCUCACAAGAAAAGGUAAAUCACGUGCUCGAUUUGAAAUUGUAAAAAUAAAAACUUUUGCUCGAUUAUUAAGUCUCUCAGGAGGAUCUAAUUUGAUUAGAGACAAUGCUCAAGUAGGUGCUGGUUUUGUACUUGAUUGUAUAAGCUCUGGAACUGCAAUUUUGACUGGUAUAUUAAUCUAUGUAUCUCUCGCGAUUUUUGUGCUUAGUUGCAUCUGUGUUAUCUGUACUGGUAAAAGAUCAGGAACAUGUUGUUCUCAACAAAUUUGUCAGCCUGCUAUACUUCGAUUCGUGACACUCAAUUGCAAUUUCCCAUUUUAUGUAACACGUCCAAAAAAUCGCUUUCGUCAUCGUAUGAUAUUCUUAGUUUCAAGUUCAAUCCUACGAUUAGUCGCUGUUAUCAUUUACGCAACUGUAAAAUCUGGAGAUAUAGAUGGGAGACAAAGUCAAGUUGCACUUUUGUGUGGAAUAUCAGUUUUAUGUCCAUUAUGCAUGAUUUUGCUUGAUAUCUUUCGUUAUAGAAUAUGGUGGCACUAUCGACCAUCAUGCGAUGAUGACAGAUCGUAUCAACGUCUAUCGCCGAAACACGUUCGUUUCCUUCCUUAUCAUCUGUUAGGUGAUAAUCGCUCUAUGAUUGUACCAGGUAAUCAACCUUGUAUAAAUCAAAACACUUGUACGAAACGUGAACUUGAACACAUUAUGAUAUUUCAUUCGAGCAAGUAUAAACCUCAGUUAAGAUGGACAGAGCUUAGCAAUAGCGAUCGAGAGAAAGGUAUUUAUGUUGGUUUUCAUUGCACAACACCCGAGGCAGCCGUGAGUAUUGCUCACUCAGACUUUAGGAUCAACAACAAACCACCACAGAUGCUUGGAUUUGGAGUAUAUUUUGCUCGAUCAAUCAAAGGAACUGAAAGAAAAGCUCGUCAUAGUGGUGCUACCAUCUGUGCUGAGGUACAAAUGGGCAAAGUAAAAGAAGUAACUUGGUCUCAGCUUUAUACCGUCUCAAAUAGCAGAAGAUGGUGGAAAGAUUACGAUACUGUCUACUAUGUACAUGCAAAUCCCAAUCGAGAUGAAUUUUGUGUAAAAGAUCCGAGCCAAAUCCUUCGGUGGGUUAUCGUUGUGAAUGAAGCAUAUGAUGCGAAUGUUCAGCGGUUCCGUCUCAACCAUGAAUUCGAAAAUACUCAAUGUGGUUGGGUGUGA